AUGGCCAAAGAGCUAUUUCCUGGGUGGAUACAAUACAAAGAAGAUAUUGCUAUCAAUCGUAUCAGUGGUGCCUUGACAAAUGCCAUCUUUUUUGUUGAUGCUGGAGGAAAACGACGACUAUUACGUGUCUAUGGUGUUGGUGUAGAUCAAUUGAUUGAUCGAGAAAAGGAACUGGCUUGGCUUGCACGAUUAGGUCGACUCAAUUUAGGCCCUCGUUUAUUAGCUAUUUUCGGUAAUGGAAGAUUUGAAGAAUAUGUAGAAUCAAUUACUUUGAAUCAUAAUGACAUCCGUGAACCUAAUAUCUCAAAACAAAUUGCCCAGUGUAUGGCUCGACAGCAUGCUAUUGUGAAGAUCUACCCUCCUCAGCAAAAGAAAGAUACGGAUGACAGACAUAUAUUGGAAAUUUGGCAAAAUGUUGAUAAAUGGUAUGCUUUGGUCAUGCGACUUUUACCCACUCUCAAACAACAACACCCUCAUUGGAUACCACUUUUGGAUUUAUAUAAUUUUGAUCAACUUGGCAAAGAUAUAGAACGAAGCAAGGAAAUUCUCAGUGAUAUCAAAAGUCCUAUUGUUUUUGGUCAUAAUGAUUUACAAUAUGGAAAUAUCUUGAAACGUGACGACACUGGAGCUCUUGUGUUAGUGGACUUCGAAUACGCGGGAUAUAACACACGUGGAUUUGACUUGGCCAACCAUUUUGUAGAAUGGCGAUACGAUUAUCAUGGCGAACGACCAGCAGCAAUGACUGAACCUUUCCCGACAAAAGAAGAACAAGUACGUUUCAUUCAAGCUUAUAUGGACACCAACAAAACUGAAUUAGGCAUGGAUGAUGAUACCUCAGUAGAAGAAAUUCAAAAGGAAAUGGAAGCUUGGUUGAUGGGUACUCAUUUAGGUUGGGGUCUUUGGGGUUUGGUGCAAGCAAGUCAAAGUGAAAUUGAUUUUGAUUAUUUUUAUUACUCUAUGGAACGAUUGAAUGCUUUCCGUGAAGAAUUAGUCAAAUGGAAUCUCCUGGAUUAG
This is a messenger RNA of Halteromyces radiatus, 1014 nucleotides long. Its product is annotated as kinase-like domain-containing protein. Gene Ontology annotation, molecular function: ethanolamine kinase activity; choline kinase activity. The record is from RefSeq and is a predicted model, not a curated record. NCBI's taxonomy places the organism in Eukaryota, Fungi, Mucoromycota, Mucoromycetes, Mucorales, Cunninghamellaceae. The coding region runs from base 1 to 1014 and encodes 337 amino acids. Gene Ontology annotation, biological process: phosphatidylcholine biosynthetic process; phosphatidylethanolamine biosynthetic process. The transcript is spliced from 3 exons. Gene Ontology annotation, cellular component: cytoplasm.